This is a messenger RNA of Rosa chinensis, 1394 nucleotides long. RefSeq names its product transcription factor MYB4. The record is from RefSeq and is a predicted model, not a curated record. Lineage: Eukaryota; Viridiplantae; Streptophyta; Magnoliopsida; Rosales; Rosaceae.
CAGUAGAUAGCAUUGACAACCUUUAUAGCACUCUGGUUGUGGUUUGCUCAAUCAUGAAUGCCAUGAUGAUCAAAGUGGUCUCGAUUUCUUGAGAUUCACAUAUAUUUAAAGGGGUAGUUGGGGGUCUUUUUUCUCUUGCACCAAGAAGGUUAGAUAGAUGUCAGAUAGACCCAAAACAGCAUAGUUUCCAAAAGCCUCAUAAAAUCCAACCCUUUCUCUCUUGCACUGAGACACGCACACCAGGCGUUUGAUAGAAUGGCUCCAAAGAAAGAAGAGUCCGCUAAACGAGAAGUGAUGAAGAUGAAGUCGUUGGAAGCUGUUAUGAAAAACACGAAAAGGGAGGUCAACAAGGGAGCUUGGACAGCUGAGGAAGAUCAGAAGCUAGCUGAGGUUACUGCAAUUCAUGGUGCUAAAAAGUGGAAGUCAAUUGCUGCCAAAGCAGGGCUGAAUCGGUGUGGUAAGAGUUGCAGGCUAAGAUGGCUGAACUAUCUAAGACCAAACAUCAAGAGAGGCAACAUAUCUGACCAAGAAGAGGACUUGAUUCUCAGGCUGCACAAACUCCUUGGAAAUAGGUGGUCUUUGAUUGCCGGAAGAUUGCCGGGUCGAACAGACAAUGAGAUAAAGAACUACUGGAACUCUCAUUUGAGCAAGAGAAUAAACCAGAAAGAGAAACAAAGAAAUAUUGGAGGAGAUGAUGAUUCAACAAGACAAAUCUCCACAGUGGACCAGAAACCUGGUACCCAUUUAGGUGAGCAGAAUAAAAUCCAUGGAGAAAUGAAACAAGACUCAUCAUCAGAAGAGGGUACUACUACUACUACCACCACCAGUGCUUCUAAUAAAGGAGGUGAUGAUCAUGAAAACUACUCAAACUUAGACAUUGAUAUUGAUGACUUCUUUGAUUUCUCCAAUGAAGCCUUUCAAUUUGGAAUGGGUCAACAAGUUCCUUUACUAGAUGAUGGUCCCAGGUGAUGCAAUUCAUGGUUAUCAGGGUUGUAUGUGAUAUUUUACCAUCUUCAGAUUUUUUUACUUUCACUUCUUUUUUUUCUGGGUUUAUAUAUUUGAUGAAUCUGGUAAAGAGUUCAUGUGGGUGCACUGGAACUGUAAAUCACUAACACUUUGGGUGCUCCUAAUCAUGAUUUUUGUGAAUUCAACUCCCUCUUUUGAUUGUCUUGUACAUUUACCAAUCUUAAACCCUCCAACCUUAAAUUUUCAAGAAGAAUAUGAUAACUAAAGUUCAGUUAUGGCAAAUGAAGGGGAGCAUUAUUAAUCCUGCAGAUUUUGUCAGUUAGUUCACAGUUGCUUAUAGUGAUUCUUAUAUAGUGGAGAUAUGAGAUAGGGAUGAUUAAUUAUAAAAGGAGAGGGGAAUUGUCUCUAUUAUUGUGGACAAUUUGUUA